GAUGCCUGAGAUUCCGAAGAAAAAAGCGCACGCUGUAGAGGGGGAUGUGGUGUAUUGUUGAAAUGGAAGCGAAAAGUUAGUAUCCAGUUUGUGUUUUGAGAGGCUCGUAUUUACUUUUGUAGCUUUUGGCGACGCGCAGAGGAAGAGUUUACUGUUAGCAUCUGAAGCGGUAGGAGCCCGUUAGCCGCUUAGCUAAAGUGGAGACAGGAUGUGAAUGAAUCCGGACGGGACCAGCCCCAGGAACCGGAGCAGCACCGAGCCAGUCAGACUGACACACCCUUGUCUGGGAAGAGGAACGGAACCGUAUCAGCUCUGCAACGUGCAGAAACUACCCUUCAUAUCUCAUGCCAACAUGUGUUAGCCUCUUGCUGCUGGAUUCAUCCAAUUGGAAACCAGUUUGAGCCCAGUUAAAAGUGUGGACUUAAUAUGACCGACUCAUCAGCACCAUCAUGGCUCGGACAGAGGUGAUAAUCCCCAGCAGGCUGUCUGCUGCAGAUCCAGCCUCCACCCACGGCUGACCCGCACACACCAACCCAGACUUUGUAGCCGACUUGACGUGUUUGUGGUCAGCGUGGAAUGAUGAGCUCUCCCAUGUACACCUUUGUUAGCCGCGACGAUAACAGCACUAUUUAUGCAGAAGUGUCUAAAAUCCUGCUGUCCACCGGACACUGGAAGAGACUGAAAAGAGACAAUCCCAGAUUCAACCUCAUGCUCGGUGAGCGGAACCGGCUGCCAUUUGGACGCCUUGGCCAUGAACCAGGACUGGUGCAGCUGGUGAAUUACUACAGAGGAGCAGACAAGCUGUGCAGGAAGGCGUCGCUGGUCAAGCUAAUAAAGACCAGCCCAGAGCUGUCAGACUCCAGCAACUGGUUCCCAGAGUCCUACAUCAUCUACCCCACCAACCUCAACACCCCCGUCGCACCGGCUACCAAUGGCAUCAGCCACCUGAAGAGCAACCCGAAGACAGAUGAGCGGGAAGUCUUCCUGGCUUCCUACCAUGCUAAGAAGGAGAGCGGAGAGGGAACGGUGUGGAUCGCCAAGUCUUCUGCUGGAGCUAAAGGUGCAGGUAUUCUGAUCUCACAUGAUGCCAAUCAGCUGCUGGACUACAUUGACAAUCAGGGACAGGUUCAUGUUAUCCAGAAGUACCUAGAGAAACCCCUACUGCUGGAGCCGGGUCAUCGGAAGUUUGACAUCAGGAGCUGGGUUCUGGUGGACCAUCAGUAUAACAUCUACCUGUACCGGGAGGGCGUGCUGCGGACCUCGUCGGAGCCCUACAACAGUGCAGACCUGCAGGACAUGACCAGCCACCUGACCAAUCACUGCAUUCAGAAGGAGCACUCCCAGAACUACGGCCGCUAUGAGGAGGGCAACGAGAUGUUCUUCGACGAGUUCAGGCUGUACCUGCUCAACACUCACAACGUCACCCUGGAGACGACCAUAUUACCUCAGAUCAAACACGUCAUCAAGAGCUGCCUGUCGUGCAUUGAGGCGGCCAUCAGCACCAAGCACCUGUCCUACCAGAGCUUCCAGCUCUUUGGCUUUGACUUCAUGGUCGACGAAAACUUCAAAGUGUGGCUCAUCGAGAUCAACGGCGCUCCAGCCUGCGCUCAGAAACUCUACCCAGAAUUAUGUCAAGGCAUCAUUGACGUGGCGAUCUCCAGCGUCUUCACGCUCAACAGCGACUCAUCGUCCGCUUCGUCGUCGCCUUACUCCUCCUCCCCGUCUUCUCUCUUCACCUCCAACUCCUGCUCCUCUCCGAAGCUGAGGGGUCCUCUGCACGUGGGCCCUUUCACCCGCCUCUAGGGGCCUCCGUCCAAACCUCACCCAGCAAGAGAAGCACAUGUGGAGACACUUUGCUUCUAUAGUCGGUUAAAUGAUGAAGAAGAUGGUGGCAGAUGGUCACACUGCAAAAACACAAAAUCUUACCAAGGACUUGUGGUCUAGUUUCUAGUCCAAAUGUCUUAGUACAAAUAUAAGACAAAAACUUAGAAGUAACUUUUCAGCAAGAUCUAUGAGCUUGUUUUGAGUCAGUAAACCCUUAAUAUUGACGAAAAACUUCUUCUGGCAUAUUAUUUCACUAAUAACACAAGAAACAUUUCUUGCAACUGGAGAAAUAAUCUGCCAGUGGAGCUAUUGAUUCCAUCAAUAUGAAGGAAGCGCCUAUAUUUUGCUGAAAAGUUACUUUCAAGUUAGUUUUGUCUUAUUUAAAGUAUUUCAUGAUACCUGCACCAAAAUGGUCGAGUUGGAAAGAUUUUGUUUUUGCAGCGCACUGAACACUGUGAGGGUUUCUGACCCUUUUUUCCUCCAUUGUUCUUUGAGUGGAUGGAUGGAUGGAUGGAAAGAAGUUAGGAAAGAAGGAAGGUAGGAAGUUAGAAAGGAAGGAAGGAACAUAGGAAGGAAGUUAGGAAGUUGAGAUGUUCCAGAUGAGUCUUACCGUGCCUUACAUUUGCAGCCACUCUCCCUGAAACAGACGUGGCUUUUUGAUUGGCUCAUACUCGUUCUAGAAGCCACCUUCUCUGUUGCUACACAUGACCAAUGCCCAGACCAAUGACCAGAUUAUGUGAUGUGUCAUUCUAGUUGUCUCUUUUUAACAUGCAAAAGACCGGUUCUACUCAUAAUUAUGGUUUAAGAUCUUCUUGAAGUGUAGCAUUUAUGAACAACAUGAGUGAUGAGACACUACAUGUUUAUGUUGAGGAGCAGCUGGGAGGAAAAACAGACUACAAACAUGAUGUUUUCUCAUUUUUCAGUUCAUUACUCUGGUGGUUCUCCCAUGAGUGACGCCAAUCAUGGUUUUUAAUAUAGAAAUAAUGUUGAAAAUUCCCUGAGAUACCAUUUCUGAGACCAACACCUACUGGCUCCCAUAGAGAAACAUGUUGCUCACCCAGAUUCUUGCAGAUUGGGAAGUUGGAAUGUCUAGAUGCAAUUCUACUUGAGGCAGCCAAUCCAGGGUCACCAUUUACUUUUCUUAGCCCUGAUUGGCUGUGCCUCCAGAUAAGGAACACUAUAGGUGUUAGCCAGUCCUAACACAGCUUCACUGUGCUAAUGAACGUAUUUCAAGAUAUAUUUGGGGUUUGAACUAUUAAAAUGAGCAGCUCUGAGUGUUUUUAGACGCAGAUUUUAGCUACUCAUGAGGCUGUGACCUCAAAUCCUGGGAGUUUACAAUAUUAGAGUGAUGCUCUGGGGUGAUAUCUGGACAUAAAAUUAUGAAUGACUGCCUUUUUGUGUUUUUUUUUGUUUUUUUCAUAUGAACAUUCUUGACAUCCCUAGUAAAUUGGUGCCCUGGGUGGCGGCCCAUUUCAACAGAAUCAAGAUCCAUGUCUGCAACCCUGAAAGACCUUUUGUAUUCCAGCCUUCUUAGUGGAUUAUGAAAGGAGAGGAACACAACAUGAAGGAGAAGAGUCUAGUAUGAAAGUGUUGUAAACAAAAAUAUUUCAUGAUUUUUUUGUUUUGUUUUUAAAGAGAGCAUGUUUGUAGAAAAGCAUGUAGCAUUCAGCUCCAGACAGAAACUGUUUUUUUUGUUUUGUGUUUUCAUGUUUCUGGUCCAGUUAGAUGUCGCAUCAUCAUGAAAGCAACGUGUUGGUUUUGUUUUUAAGCAUUUGGACGUGAAAUAGAGUAGUUAGUGGAGAAUGUCAAUUAUUAUUUAAAACAUUUAAUGACCCUCUGAAAUUGGGUUAGCUGAGGUCAGCAUCUUUAUUUUAGCUAAAUGUCUGUGAUCGGUAGUCAGAUGUUUGUGGAUUUUUUUGUUAAAUUUAAUUUCAGCUCAAAAUGAGUAAUUUUGCAUGUUUAGUCUGAUUUUUCUGAAGUUAGCGUCGGUCAAAGAUGUCCUGUUUCCUUCAGAUACAAAGGGAAACUGUUUCUGUAAAGGGCAUUUGUCACGACUCAUAACUUCUAGUUUUCCACUGAGCUCGUAGUUUAAUUAAUUUCAAUGUCUGAAAUUUUGCAAAAAAUUGUAAAAAAAUAAAAUGAAGGACAUUAAGGAAGGAGAAAGUAGUUGACGUUGCAAAUGAGGAAGUUAGAACAAAAUGGCCACCCCAGAAGGAUGUGGAAAAAAUGAAGGUUGUUGUGGAGUUUUAUUGGACUGUGGGAAAGGCAUCUCCAAGCAAUAGUUUAGAGAAAUAAAAUCCCAGUGAACUACAUUCACUUAGCUCAAACACAAAGGAAAGAAAAAGAUUCUUCACCUCAAAGAAACAUUAAAUGUGGCUCAUUCACUUUGAAAACCAAUAAAAUGAAGGCAGGAUUUGAUUCAUUUAGUCUUUUAGUUUCUUUCUUGGGUGUCUGGCUCUGAAUCAGGUGAUAUUUGCCUUUUGUACUCACUGUGUUUUUAAUAUCCAUAAUGACUGGGAAAAUCCCAGAAAUGGAAUAUGAUGGGAGCAGGAAGUGUCUGAGAGAGAAGGCUGCCUUUAGCGGGAUGAAAAAGGAAAACAUUGAAAAGCACCUUUAUUACUUUGCAUUGAAGUAAACUUUUCAAAAUCAUGAUGUCAGUUUCUUUACAUUGUUUGAGCAUAUUUUUAUUCUACUGUUUUUUAAAGUAUUUCUCUAAUUUUUACCAAAGAUGAACUCUUGUUUGUUUGGCAGAAUGAAAGAAAAAGUGAACAUUCUGGUUCUGUUUCUUUUUUUCCCCUGAUGUAACAUUUAGUUUUAAAGCUUGCAUGAACAUCUGUCUUCAUGAUGAACAGUGUUAGAAUAAAAUCCAACAUUUCUCUCUAA
Molecule: messenger RNA, 4707 nt
Organism: Poeciliopsis prolifica (blackstripe livebearer)
Lineage: Eukaryota; Metazoa; Chordata; Actinopteri; Cyprinodontiformes; Poeciliidae
Gene: ttl
Product: tubulin tyrosine ligase
Exons: 7
Coding region: 577-1803 (408 amino acids)
Biological process (GO): protein modification process
Source: RefSeq, a predicted model, not a curated record